CGGCUGAAGUCGCAAAACUUUUGUUCCAGUUUCGCAACUUUUUGGGGGUUGUGCCUUUGUGUUAUUUUUUACCGAUUUCGUCGAUAAUAAUCUUUCCAGGAGAAAAUUAUGAAGCAACUACUGUUCAUAUUUGUGAUUUGUAGCAUCUUUUGUGGCGUCUUUUGUGGUCUCUGCAAAGAGUGUUUCUACAAUGGUAACUUCACCGAGGGUGAGUCUGUCAACAUCAACGAUGCCAAGAUGGACGAGUUCAGGAGACGGAUCGCCAGACUAGGUCUCGGCUACAAGGAUUAUCUUAAGAACCAGAAAGCGUGCCUCGAGGCUGAGACACACAAUGACGGAGAGGUUGCUAGUCUUCGUACGGCGACUGGAUGGAGUUGUGUGGUUGUGAAUUUUGAAUACCAGCGAACCCAAGCCAUAUUCCGUCGUGCAUAUUACGACAACACCCAGGCGUGUAUAAACAACGUCAAAGAGAAGAUAUCUGAGUAUGAGAAUAACGUGGCUUGCUAUGAGGCCGCAUUGGAAAGGAAUUUGGAGGAAGAUAGGGAUGGCAGGAUUAUUAAGGAUGGUACAGCCGCAUCAUUGAAGGUUUCCGUGGCUGCUAUCACUCUGCCUGUUUUGUUCACAUUUGUUUUUGUUGGACGUUAAGAUUUUUCCCUAUCGGGCGAGAACACUGUCACAGUAAUUUCCAAAUGCAAAUUUACAAAAACGUGCACUCUUGCCGAAAAUAUUUCCUGAUUUGCAGUCGACGAAUUCUGAUUACUGAGUAGGGUUCAAUCUGUCUGGAUACUCUCGAAAGGGGUUGAAAGACCUUUAUAUGAGCUUUAAAGAUUUUUAUCAUUUAGGUAUGAAUCCCAGACCUCAUUAGUUAUAUAAACUAUCUAGGCGGCUGCUGAAUAGAUUGACUUAAUAAGGGGAGGGCGUUUUAUAAAUUUAAGUUCCAUUUUGCUUUGAGUGUCAAGGACAUGUGUGGGCAGAUUGAAUGAAUGAUUUUAAGCUUUUUUAGUGGCAUCAUGAUACUGUCGAAUGCCUUUAUACAUGUAGCUGCCGGUUGUGAUUUGUUUCUCUUUGGAAGACCAGGGAUUUUAAUUAUAUACCACGUACAAUUUUAUCAGGUGUAGGUUUAUUAUCGCAAUCACCAAUGGUAUGGAUUAAGUUGAAUAUCAAAGGCAAUUUCAGAAUUAUUUUCUGUGGCAAAGUAUUCAGAAAUGGCUGAGAUUAAUCAAUUUUAUUGACUGUUUUUUUCCCAGUGGUCUUGGUGAUACAGUUUUUUACAGAACAUUCCAUUAAUUCUUUGAUUUCUGGUGACUAUUAUCCAGUUGUCUUAGUAAGUCUGUUAUAUCAUGUUGUUGCAGUUUUAAAUCGUUGGAUCACAUGUGUUUACAAAUUACUUCAUAAACCCGUCCAAGAUGGUGUGAGUUUAAAGGUGCUAGAUGUCAUGUUUGGGUUUUUUGAUACACCCUGUGAUCAUGUAUCUAAAUGCACUUGUGGCCCAAUACUGCCUGCUGAAUGAUGUCAUCAUACCUUAUCUUGGCCCAUAGGUAGUUUGUUUAUUUGAAUAACCGCCAUGAGAUGAUAACACAGCUAUUAAUCAAUACGCCAUUGAUGUAUCGCUAACUUUUGUAUUUGUAAUCAGUAAUUGCACACAUUGAGUGUUUUUAUAUCCAAUGAAAUCUAUUAUAAAAUUGUUAAA
This is a messenger RNA of Lineus longissimus, 1690 nucleotides long. RefSeq lists its product as uncharacterized. Lineage: Eukaryota; Metazoa; Nemertea; Pilidiophora; Heteronemertea; Lineidae. The record is from RefSeq and is a predicted model, not a curated record. The transcript has 3 exons. Bases 109 to 645 code for a protein of 178 amino acids.